UAGACCCGACCCAAAACCGAACUCAGCAAGACACCCCCCGCAAAAAUUCCAACCCGCGACCCAGAGAGCAUAGAUCAGCCGCCACCGCCAACCAAUGCGACCCGCCGCCGGCCGCCACCGCUGCCGGCGGCAAACUCCGGGCCGCUGCUGACCGCCACCGCCGGGUGCCAUCCCCAGCCAUGCCUCGCCUCCUCUUCCCGCUCCCCUCCCGCUCGCGCCGCCGCCGCCUGCUCGCCAUUCUGUCGAACACCUUCUCUGCGUCCGCCCACGCGCCUCCGCCGCGGCUUCCCCCGCCGCUCCCGCAGCUCUCCCCGCUGCUCCCCCACACCGCGGAGUCCUACGACUCCGUAUCCGCCGCCGCGGCCGACAUCGCCGCCUCCUUCCGCGACUGGUUCCUCGUGCCCCGCGCCUCCGCCGCCCCCGCCCUCGACGCGAUCUACGAGGCCCUCGCCGCGGACGACAUGGCGGCGCUCGAGGCGCUCGCGCUCACGGAGGCCUUCGUCCUGUCGGUGCUCCGCCACUGCCCGCGGAGGAUCCCCGACAGCGACGCGCUGCUGCUGCUCCGCCUCAAGUUCUUCGACUGGUCCGGCCGCCGGCCGCGCUACCGCCACACCCGCGCAGUCUACCAUGCCGUCUUCCGCCUGCUCUCCCGCGCGCGCCGCUCCUCUGUGGUGCUCGACUGGCUCCGCCUCUUCUCCGCCACCAACUCCUCCGCCUCCCAGCCGCGCUUCCACGACACGCUCGUCGUGGGCUACGCCGUCGCGGGCGACCCUCAGCGCGGGCUCAGCGUCCUCGGCCGCAUGCGCUACCAUGGCUACAACCUCGACGCCGUCUCCUCCCGCAUCCUGCUCAACUCGCUCGUGGAUGCCUCGCUCCACAACUUUGCCGACUCCUUCUCCCGCAGCAUUGCUGCUAGUCCCGUCACAACCUGCAUCCGCAUCAAGAGCCUCUGCCGUCGCGGCAGCUUUGACGACGCCGUGGCGCUCCUCGACACCCUCCCCUUUGCCCAGGCGUCCAGAGGGCCCGCCGCUGGCACUAUCAUCACCGAGUUCUGCCGGCGUGGGCGCUACGAUGAGGCAUCCCGGAUUGUUGAUAAGUUCUCGUCAUGUGAUGUGUACGGUGCGUGGAUCCAUGGUCUUAUUGAGGCUGGGAGGCUCGAUACUACAUUGCAGUUCCUUUCUGAUAAGAAGGAAGCUGAGGGAUAUAUCCCUGAUGGUCAGCGGUAUGAUAAGCUUGUGUACCGCCUGCUCCGCAAGCACAGACUUGGUGAAGUGUAUGAUUUGCUUGUGGAAAUGAUGGAGGAGGGCAUUGCUCCAGGCCGUUCAACCAUGAGCGCCGCACUUUGCUUCUUUUGUAAAGCCGGGCUUGUGGAAGUUGCCAUGCAUCUGUAUAGGUCAAGAACGGACCUUGGGAUUAACCCCAACAAGGAUGUCUAUAAUAAUCUGAUCAGGGCGCUGUGCCGCAGUGGGGCCACAGAAGAUGCAUGUCUGGUAUUGGAGCAGUCUAUGGCAGACGGGUACUUUCCUGGCCGUCAGACAUUUUCGAUGUUUGCAAAUGUGCUCUGUCAGGAAGGGAAGCUGGAUAAGGUGAGGGAGCUGCUCGAUAGGGCGCUGAAGCAGGAGGCAUGGCCAAUGGACAAUGUCUUGGCCAAGUACCUCGUGGCAUUGUGCAAGAGUGGGAAUGUGGACGCGGCAUGUGCAGUGCCUCAGAUAGCAAGCAGCAAGAACCCUGCGGGCCUAUAUCGUUACGAAUCAACUUACAAGAGCUUGAUUAGGGCAUUAAUAUUGAUUAGGAGGGUUGAUGUGCUGCCAAGGCUCAUACUGGAAAUGCAAGAUAUGGGACAUAUUCCGACCCGAAACCUCUAUCAGUCAGUUGUUUGUGCUUUGUGUGAGGAGAGUAGGUACGGUGAGGUUCUUGAGCUGCUGGAGAAACAGUUGGGGAAGAAUCAACUCCAACCCCGUGUGUGCUAUAACUACUUCAUAUCUGGGGCUGGACACGCUAAGAAGGCUGAUGUGGCCAGGGAGGUGUACAACCGGAUGGAGUGUGCAGGGAUUGAACCAUCCGUAGAAAGCAACAUCCUUCUUCUCAUGAGUUAUCUGAGGAGCAAGCGCAUUGGUGACGCGUUAAACUUUUUCAACUGCAUUCAUGAGAAGAAGGCACCUAGGUCCAAGAUGUAUAAUUUAUUCAUAUCUGGUCUAUGUGAAGCUCGGAAGCCGGAGCAGGCAAUGGUGUUUUGGAGGGAAGCAAGGGAUAAAGGAUUAAUCCCGAGCAUCACCUGCUAUGAAGAGCUUGUGCUCCUCUUGAGCGCCGUUAAAGAUUACGACAGUGUUGUCAAGGUUAUUGAUGACUUCAGGGAAACAGGUCGCCCUGUUUCAGCCUUCUUGUGCAACGUGCUUCUGUUACACACACUAAGGAGCACCGAUCUUCUGAAGGCUUGGACGCGUUCAGAAGAUAAAUCAGAGUCUUUUGAAGCAAGAGCUGGAGAGAUCAAAGGUCGGGGGGCAGGACGAUUCUUGAUUGGCCAACUUAUUGAGUUGUUUGCAAGUGGUAUUAGAAACAGGAGUGACUUGGAGGUUUUAGAGGAAGGUUUAGAGCAGUUCUUUCCUGUUGAUAUUUAUACUUAUAACAUGCUGAUACGAGGAUUGAGUAUGGCAGGGAGGAUGGAUUCUGCCUGUAACAUGUUCGAAAGACUCUGCAGAAAGGGUUAUCAACCAAAUCGAUGGACUUUUGAUACAAUGGUACACGGCUUCUGCAGGCAUGGCAACAGAAAUGAGGCUGAAAGGUGGAUGGAAGCAAUGUACCGAAACGGAUUCUAUCCGACUUGGUACACUAUGAGGUUAUACAACAAUACAUCCUUGCGAGCUCAUGAUCAGAAAAUCAUGUCAUUUGUCGAGUAGUUACCUAUCUCUUGCCUCGCAUCCAUCUGCUGGUCGCCCUUAAUCAUAUAACUUUGCUGAAACAGGCGCUCUUUUGGGGAUCAAACAUAUUCACGUGGAGAAUAUUCCUAAACUUAACAUUAUUGCAUCAUGAAUCACAUCACACCUGGCACAACAUAGCGUUGAAGAUGUUUUUAGGGUAGUAUCAUGUAACAUCAAUUUUGUUUUCCUUUGCCCAUGAUGUAUUUUACUAGUUUUACACUGUUUAUGUGGUGUAACAAUAAUUCAGUCUCCACUGAAUCAGUAUAUUAUAUCAAGCAAUGAAGAUUUAUCGUGACAUCAUCUA
Brachypodium distachyon (stiff brome) is the source of this 3222-nucleotide messenger RNA. RefSeq names its product pentatricopeptide repeat-containing protein At1g71210, mitochondrial. Gene Ontology annotation, molecular function: protein binding. NCBI's taxonomy places the organism in Eukaryota, Viridiplantae, Streptophyta, Magnoliopsida, Poales, Poaceae. Bases 180 to 2897 code for a protein of 905 amino acids. The transcript is spliced from 2 exons. The record is from RefSeq and is a predicted model, not a curated record.